UCGUUAUCAUGUGAGAAACAUCGUGUUGCACGUUGCACUCGGAACGGACGUCGUUAUGGCCGGCAAUUAUAAGAGUUUUAUGAGACUGUUGGAAUCGUGGCCGUUGGACAAAAGCAAAGCUGGCAGAGACCUGGGACAGCACAUUCGUGACCAGUUGAAGACCGCGUUUGCGAAAGGCGAAGCCACCGUCCAGCCGAAUCCGGAGCAGUGUAAUCGGUAUUACUCAAGCUUGAAUCGGCUUUCGUCGAAUUAUUAUGGACAAAUUUAUAAGCGCUCCUUGUCGAGCACCGCGAGCGGGCUGAACAGGGAGCAGUGCAACUUGGCGUUGACUCCGGAAAUGUUGGAGUACUUGAAGCAGGAGGACAAGGGAAUAUUUCGUACAGUUUAUUCAACGAUAAGGAAUACUAUAUCGUUAAGAAAUGCCAGGGAUUAAACUCGCGUACUUUGCAAUUAGGUUUAACAGGAAUAGAUUUUGUUUCGUCGACAGAGCACACUCAUUGUUAGCGAAAGGUGGCUUCCUACGCUCAUUCGAUGUGAGGCGAUGUAGUUUUAAAUGCGAUGUUCGCUCCGACAGGAGUCUUCACGUGCCCGUCAUGGCACAGGAAGUGCUGACGCACAUGGCUCCCUCGCCAGGCAAGACAUAUAUAGACAUGACAUUUGGUGUCGGUGGACAUGCCACCAAAUUGUUAGAACGUUCGCCAGAUAUAAAAAUAUUCGCGCUAGAUAGAGAUCCUUUGGCGUACGAGUACGCGAAGAACUUGUCGCAGCGGUAUCCAGGGCGGGUAGUUCCUUUGUUGGGUAAAUUCUCCGAAUUGCCGCAGCUACUUGAAGAACACGGCGUUAGGAAAAAUAGUAUGGACGGCAUUUUGUUCGAUUUCGGCUGCUCGUCAAUGCAAUUUGACGUGGCGAACAGGGGCUUCUCGUUGUCGAAGGACGGACCGUUGGACAUGAGAAUGGACGGAUCUCGAUACCCGGGACAGCUCACUGCCGCGGACGUGGUGGAGAGGGCGACGGAGGAGGAUUUGGCACGCAUUAUAAAAAUUUACGGACAGGAGAGGCGCGCCAAGAGAAUUGCACGUGCCAUUGUUGAAGCCAGGUAUAUGUUUAGAAAGUUGGAGACAACGAGGGAAUUGGCGCAGCUGAUAGAGUCCGUUCUGGGCGGUGAGAUCAGGAGGGAUAGCCUCGGUAGAUUUGCGCACAGCGCCACGAAAACAUUUCAGGCGCUUAGAAUUUUCGUUAAUAACGAGUUAAAUGAAAUCAAUUACGGCAUACUUCUCGCGCAAGUGUACUUGAAACCGUCCGGCCGUUUGAUAACUAUCUCCUUUCACUCGCUCGAGGAUACCAUAGUCAAGAGGCAUAUAUCUGGAAACAUAACGGACAACGUGGCUAAUACCGUGGCGUUGAAAUAUGCGCAACAUGGUAAGAUGUUCGAUAUAGAAGAAGUCAAGAGAUUGACAGAAACACCGUGGAAGAUGAUGCACAAGCAUGUCUUGACGCCCACGGCUGAGGAGAUUGAGGCAAAUCCGAGAUCGCGAUCCGCGAAAUUGCGUGCUAUUAUGAAGGUGAAAUGACAUGUACACUUUUAUAUGUAUGACAGUAUGUCGAAGCUUGUAAUAGUUCGCGCUCUUUUUAUCAAUGUACAAACUUGUUGAGAUAGUACACUUGCAAUGUACGUAUUAUAUAUUUAUUUUAACAGGAUGUUUUAUCAUGCUGUACAUAAAUAAUAAAGAUUGUAAGCUUCUCGAGUACAAAAAAAUUUAUUGGCAUUGAUUAUAGCGAUUAUAUUGAGUGCAAUUAUAUAUAUUGAUAUGUAAAUUUUCUCAGAAAUUAUAUUAAUACAGAUAUUGCGAAAAUGUUUCUUCCGCUGUGCAAAAAUAGAGAUUUAAUUUAAAA
Molecule: messenger RNA, 1893 nt
Organism: Wasmannia auropunctata (little fire ant)
Lineage: Eukaryota; Metazoa; Arthropoda; Insecta; Hymenoptera; Formicidae
Product: probable methyltransferase-like protein 15 homolog
Exons: 2
Coding region: 420-1571 (383 amino acids)
Biological process (GO): rRNA base methylation
Molecular function (GO): rRNA (cytosine-N4-)-methyltransferase activity
Source: RefSeq, a predicted model, not a curated record